GUUCCCACUUUGAGAGGCUCACAAAUAACUGGGCGAACUAACAUAGUGCAAAUCCGUUUCCUGCCAGGUCUUUACCUCAGCGCCCUCAGCUGUUGCUUCUUUGUGCAUCUUUAACAACACUGCAACCAUUGAGCAUGUCCUAUUUAGUUGUGUUGCUGCUUUGCUUCAGGCCGUUUUCAUUGUGAAGCUGCGCAGUAUCACUUCACUGCGUGUUUACUUUGCCGUAACACACCUUCGGGAUUUUCCACGCUGGAAUUUCAGACGCUUCAUUGUGUUAUUAAAGCAGUUUGGUUCAGUUUCAAAGGGCGAAUAACAUCUUGUACAAAGUUUCACAUCCGUUUAAUCAGUGUCGUAAGUUCUCACGCUGCACGGGCACGUCUGUUAGGUAGGAAUGAUGUCGUCACGGAUGCUCCGGUGACCGAAUAAGGAAGCUGACACCCGAAAGAUUAGUUUCAGAGUAGUUUUUAAUUUGAAGCAGGCGAAGGCUGCCGUGUGUUUGUCCUCGCGUGGGGAAAGUCACCGCCGCCUCUGACAUCAGUGUGAUGUAGUUGCUGCUGUAGUUUCUUGAGGAAAGAGAAAAGAGGAAGCAGUUCCGCCCAGAAGCUGACUGGAGGCCGACGAGAAAAGAGGCGAAAAAAGAAAAGAAAAGGCGACGGCGAUCUGCUACAGUCCCGCUGUAAGGCCCAACUCAAAGCAGACCCGUCGGUGCGUGUUAUUGUGCUGCGUGGACAGUGGGACUCCGUCAGGACUUUGCUUUACAGGUGUGGCCCCGAGUCCGUCGUUCGCACACCAAACUUCAGUUUUGAAAACCGUCCAUGUUGGUGUCUCCUUACAGUUAGCAGGCUUGCUGCGAGACCGGGAUUUAACGCGCCCUGAGGUCCUGUUGUGAGCUCGGAGAGGUUCUGGUCCGGACUGAAAAUGAGUGGAGACGAGGAAAGAUUCAAACUGGUCGUUGUGGGGGGAGGAGGAGUGGGAAAGAGCGCCCUUACCAUCCAGUUCAUCCAGUCGUACUUUGUGUCCGACUACGACCCCACCAUUGAAGACUCCUACACCAAGAUCUGUACCGUGGAUGGAAAGGAGACCCGGCUUGACAUCUUGGAUACAGCAGGUCAGGAGGAGUUUGGUGCGAUGAGGGAGCAGUACAUGCGGUCUGGAGAAGGCUUUUUACUGGUGUUUGCACUCAAUGACCGUGGCAGCUAUCAUGAAGUCCAGAAGUUCCACACCCAGAUCCUGAGAGUGAAAGACAGAGAUGAUUUUCCCAUGGUGCUGGUUGGAAACAAGGCAGACCUGGAACAGCAAAGAGUGAUACCCAAGGAGGACGCACAGGCGUUUGCCAGAGAGAACAGGAUCCACUACAUGGAGGCCUCGGCGAAGAAUCGCUUCAAUGUUGAUGAAGCCUUCUUGGAGCUUGUGCAUAUUAUUAGACAGUUUCAGGAGAUGGAGAGCCCUCCUCCAACUCAUCACACAGGGAAGGAGAAAAGUCGUGGCUGUCCCUGUGUCAUCCUUUAAGCACUAUUAUUACGAAUACCAAAGCCUCAUUCCUCUGCAGAAAGGUGUUUUUGUGUGUACAUAUGAGUGUGUAUGUGCGCAAGAGAGAAGGUGGAUCAGUUUCUUUCCAGAUGAUUACAUUUGCACUUUUGUUAAAAGCAACAUUUAAUUUGGUUUAAUUUUAAGUAGAGAACUGAAAGGAAGAGGUGUGAGCAGCAGCAGGGCGGCACUUGUGACGCAGAUUAAUAAUAACGUUACAACACAAAUCAUAAUUUGUGUCCACAAAUAGAAAUAUCACCAAAAAAUGUAGUAUAUAAUUCACUCUUCAGUGAUGCUAUUUUAAACAAAUCCAGAUACCAGCAUCUGCAACACCACGGCAUCCAUAACUGUCUGAAGAAAUGACAUUAAAUGUGAUAUGUGCAAAAAUUAGCAUGUCAUAAAUGGACAAAUGCUGAUUUUCCCCUUGGCAUGGCUUCGUAUGUUAAGUCGUAAGGGCCAAAGCAAUGCCAUUUUCCAUGCCCUCCUGCAAGGGGCAGGAGAGCUCCAAAGAAGUAUUAUUAUUCAAGACAAAAAGAAGAAUCAUAGCAGAAGCUGGAGUCAGUCUCAAAAGACGAACAAUAUUGAAUACAUCCAUGAAUAACAUGUCAUUUAAGAUCCUGAUCAAAUGACAGUAUUGGCCAUGUGUUGUGCGAUGGCUGCAUCGUUGCAUCGUGGUACUCUAUACUAUGUAUUUGGGGGGUUUUGUACUUUUUCUUUGUAUUUCUCUACUUUAUCAUCGUAAUUGUGAAAAUGCAGUAUAAGCGUUUUGAGUGCUCCAGUGUAGUAGAAAGUGCUACAGAAGAACCUGUCCAUAUACUGGAAGGGUGUGGUCACAACUUCGUGGGUCUCCAGGUGGCAAGAAGCGUCCUAAGAACAAUUAAGAUACUGAACAGAACCCGAAAAUAUAUUGAAUUAAGUCACUUUUAUAAACUAUUAAAACAUUUAUCUGAACUUUA
Haplochromis burtoni (Burton's mouthbrooder) is the source of this 2483-nucleotide messenger RNA. RefSeq names its product RAS related (gene rras). The transcript has 6 exons. Gene Ontology annotation, cellular component: plasma membrane. Gene Ontology annotation, biological process: signal transduction. Gene Ontology annotation, molecular function: GTP binding; GDP binding; GTPase activity. Lineage: Eukaryota; Metazoa; Chordata; Actinopteri; Cichliformes; Cichlidae. The record is from RefSeq and is a predicted model, not a curated record. Bases 919 to 1509 code for a protein of 196 amino acids.